Gadus macrocephalus (Pacific cod) is the source of this 3740-nucleotide messenger RNA. RefSeq names its product sterile alpha motif domain-containing protein 9-like. Lineage: Eukaryota; Metazoa; Chordata; Actinopteri; Gadiformes; Gadidae. The transcript has 2 exons. Bases 557 to 2668 code for a protein of 703 amino acids. Gene Ontology annotation, molecular function: protein binding. Gene Ontology annotation, cellular component: cytoplasm. The record is from RefSeq and is a predicted model, not a curated record.
UUUUUUUCUUGUCUCUUGUGACGGCGGCUUCGGCUCUUUCUGCGGCGGCGGCUUCGGGUUUUAUCUAUUACAACUUGGUAUAUUAGUUGCCUGCAUUCUCCACCAUAUGUAGCGGGCCUCUGGGUGUGGGGUUUCCACGCCACCAAGUUGAAUAGACAAUACCGACACAACACACAAAGCAGGUUCAACUUAGGAUGGUUUAUCCACCUAGUAAACACAACCAGGGUGGGAAAAGGGUCAUCCACCUCCUUAAUGGUCCAGUCCUCUCUGUAUCUUGCUAGCCCCAGCCCUGGCUUGUGGUAGCCUGCUCUCCCUUUUUACUGCAAGCACUCCAGCUUAAUGGCCUUCAGGCCUGCCUCGUUAACUGGAGGAAUUCCAUAUAUGGCCUGGGGGUGGAGCCAGCUGGUUGCCAGGCCUACCACUCCCCUCACUCCUCCCUUGCGUCUGCCUUAAUACACACACACACACACACACACACACACACACACACACAAAGGCAAAAAACAAAUGUCUCUUUCCUUCCUGUUCCCUUACUAGGAACGAAGUGACAACAAAGAUGGCCAUCCUGGACGUUCUCGAUGAAGAUGCCUUUAAAGGAGAAAUCAUAGACCCAGAUAUUGCACGACAAACAGAAGUCAACUUUUACCGCGGGGCUCCGCCCCUUUGGUUGAAUUUCGACCUUGCUGAAAAAAACAAAGAUGAAGACCUUCUCAUUAAACGGGUUGGGUAUGAUAUACUUCUUCAGCAGAUCUCGAACAACAAAUCUGGAGUAUGUUUAAACCACAAGCCAGGGAGUGGUGGCACCACAUUGGCCAAGCAGCUUCUCUGGGACUUGAGAAAAUCAUUCAAGUGUGCUGUUCUAGUCGACCCCAGCUUAGAAAGCUCGCUGAUUGCGACCGCUGUGAUUGAUCUCUACGCUGCUGACGAAUCAAACAACCGUAAGACUGUACUUCUGUUGGUGCAGGAUAGAAACAUGAGCACUCUCCGAGAGAGUUUUGUGGCAGAAUUGUCUAAAAGGAAUAUCAAUUCAGAUAAACCCGUCUUUGUCAUACUUAACUGUGUGAGGAUUGCCCACAUCAACGCUGAACGCUCUGAUGAUGUCAACCUUGUCGACCACCUCAUUGGUGAUGAGAAAAAGAAAUUUGAUGCCAAAAAAGAGUGCCUUAAACGCAGGUAUCCUGAUAUUUUUCACACAUUCCAUGGCUUCAACAUUAUGCAAAGCGACUUCUCCCAAGACUAUGUCAAACGGGCAUGGGAUGCUUGCAGGUCUCUCGUCUCAAAUCGUGGUCCCCAGCCUAUUGCUUGCCUGUGCCUGUUGAACAGCUAUGUCCCGGGCUCUAUCUUUCUAAAAAGUAGCUGUGAGAAAUUUAAAGAGACAAUGGGACCUUUCCUUCACCUGACGGUCAGCUUCAAUCUCAAUGGCAGUGCUGAGGUCCUCCGCAUGGCUCAUCCAAUGAUAGCAGAGCACGGCACUCAGGUCUUCCAUGAAGCAGGCAUGGGCAGAAAGGUCACGGCACGUACCUUGCUGAAAAGCCUAUGCACUGAGGACCAUGUCCUGUUUCUAUCCGAGUUCAUUAAAAAGCUGCUCAUCACACGACAAGAUGAUGAUUCUGGAAAUCUUCUGGAUUUCUCCAGAUUGAUUGUAGACAUUAAGACUGGGAAUGCUCUGACUGGGAAAAAAGAGUGUUUAUCGGUUUUAGAGGAGGCAUUCAAUAUAUUUCCUCUGAUAGGAAGCUACCCCCAGACGCUUUCUCGUUUCUAUUACCUAGAGAUGACUGACUACCAGAAAGCAUUGCAAUUGGCAAAGAUAGCAAAAGAAAUCGCUCCUAACAACUCCUUUAUAGCUGACACAUUGGGACAAGUCUACAAACAUAAUCUGAACAGAGAACUCCAAAAUGAGUUAAACCCAAACACCUUAACUACAAUCUUUGAACUUGCAAAGAAAGCCUUCAAAGCAUUUGAACAUGCAGAGAAUCUUGCAGAAAGCGAGUCGACUAUUUUCAACGUCAGGCCAAUAUCGUCUUAUUUGAAAGUUGCAAACAAUCUUUUUGAACGGAAGGAAGACCUAGAGAAAGCGACCAAAAGAAAAAAAAGAAAAGAAUAUAAUGAACUGAUAUCCCCUAUCUCUGAUAAGAUAGAAAAAAGAGCAAGAUUCAUUAACAUGUUACUGAGUUACUCAGAAAAGAGCUUUGGAGACAAAGAUCCAGAAUAUGUUUUGAGGGAGGCCAGACAAUGCUAUAAAGAUUACAUUCGUGAUGGGGACUUGAAGGAGGGUCUUGGAACAGGAAUCAGAGAAGAAGAUCUCAAAAAGCUUCAUAAGAACUGGCCGAAUGACAAACAAAAACCAAGGUUGAAGUUAAAAAUGAUGGUCGAAGACCUCAAGGCCUCCUUCCACGAAACUCAAGAGAAUUAUUUCAGGUCCAGGAAGCUUCUACCCCUCCUUUAUCUUGAAAAAAUUGACGGAGUCAAGGAAAGAGUUGACGGAGAGGUCCGUUUUCACAAACUGUACACUACUGUGGGGGAUGAAGAAAUACAGCUGGAUGUGGAUCCGGCCCAACAGCUGGCUCUCUGGAGGUCUGGAACAGUGACCUUUGAACUUGGAUUCACCAUCAGAGGCCCUACAGCCUACGACAUUCAGUUCCCGAAUAAGAAAGGUGUUCUCUUAUGAUAAGCCAAACAUGGCGGCUGACCACAGAGACCUGAACCAACUGUACGGCACCAACAUUAUUUUAGAUUAUUACUUGAAUGUUGUGGUUUUAUGGUUUUGAAGUUCAGCAAAUAAUUAUUUUUCUUUAAUUAUGAAUUAUGCUAUGCAUCGAUUUUUUCUCUAAAUAAUCGUUUUAAACAUUACAUCUUAUUCUCAUUGAAUUUACGUGUGAAGAUCGUUUAUAUUUUGAUCUGCAUGCAAUACUGGCACACCGCUAAGAAUAGGAGUUAGACAAAAAAUAUAACUUUUUUUGGAUUAUUGCUUGAAUGUUUUCUUUUCAAGUCUAGCAAAUAAUACAUUUUCUUAUGAAUUAUGUCAUGUAGUGCUUUUUUCUCGAAAUAAUCAUUUUAAACAUUACAUCUUAUUAUCAAUGAAUUUAUGUGUGAAGAUAGUUUAGCAUAUAAUUUGAUGUGCAUGCCACACUGGCAUACCGCUACAUAUAGGAGUUAGACAAAAAAUGUAUAACGUUUUUUUAGAUUAAUGCUUGAAUGUUGGUUUGUUUUCAAGUCUGGCAAAUUUCUAAUGAAUUAUGUUAUGUAUUGCUUUUUUCUCAAAAUAAUCAUUUUAAACAUUAAAUCCUUAUCUCAUUGAAUUUACGCAUGAAAAGUUUAUAUCUGGAUCUGCAUGUGACACUGGCACACGGCUAUACUGUAAAUAGGAGUCCGACAAAAAAUAUGUCCUUUCUGAAUAGAUGAGUAAUUCGAUUUGAGCAGAUGGCUCUGGGUUUGAAACUCCAAUGUCUGCAUUGUACCAGUAGCGGCGCCAAAGAAUUAUGAGUGCGGGAGCUACAGGUACUAGAUUGUUUAUAGCAGGUGCCAAAUACAUUUUGUCGCAACAAACGAUAACAAAUAAUAUUACACACUAUAAUAUAGUACGAACAAACCAAUCAAGUUCAACCAAAAGCAGCAACGUUCAUCGUCAAUUGGAAUUAUGAUUUAAUUUUGUUACAUAUAAGUCAGUACGAUGACUUCAUAUAGCUAUACAGAUAUAUUAUUAUGGCGAUCACAGCUGUGGUCGCCAAGUGUCGCAAAAG